Messenger RNA from Ctenopharyngodon idella (grass carp), 4174 nucleotides. RefSeq lists its product as uncharacterized. Lineage: Eukaryota; Metazoa; Chordata; Actinopteri; Cypriniformes; Xenocyprididae. The record is from RefSeq and is a predicted model, not a curated record. The transcript has 23 exons. Gene Ontology annotation, molecular function: protein-containing complex binding; voltage-gated potassium channel activity. The coding region runs from base 99 to 3923 and encodes 1274 amino acids.
UUGUCUUAUGCCUGGAUAUGACUAGAUUUUUUUUUUUUUAAAGCCUUGUUUAUUUAUUUUUCUUCAGAGGUGAAGCUUUCCCAGGAGGAAAAUUUUUAAUGUAUGACUUGCCAGAUGAACUUAAACAGAGUAUCGUAAUGGCAGAGAGAGGGGAGCUUCUUUCACAGAUUCCUUACUUCGCAGAAGCUGGACAGUCAUUUAUGCUGGACCUUGCUUUAACUUCAGUUUUGUACUUUUUUCCUAAAGGGGAAAUCAUCCAGUACACUAAUACUCUCACAAGAGAACUAUUUUGCAUUCUGAGAGGAUCAUGUCAGUGUUUAAAUGAUGACCUUUCAGAAGUUGUUGGACAUUAUCACAAAGGAAUGUAUUUUGGAGAGGCAGGUUUUUUGUUUGGAAAACAAUCCACAUUGACAGUACAGGCUAUGACAUGCUGUGAAAUUGUAGUAAUUGAUUUUGACAAGGUCAGAGUACUUCUUGAGAAACAUCCCCUUUUUAAAAGGCAAAUUGAAGAAUUCCAGUCAAAAUGCUGCAAGACAUUAACGGAGACUGUAGCGAAAGUACAGAAAAGGCAAUUCAAAGACCAAGAAUCUGAUGCUGUAGAGAAUCAAAAAGACCCAUUGACAUUUCAUGGCCGUAGAUAUUCCAAGAAGUCAAAAUGCUAUGUGGAGGACUUUGGAAACAUUCCAAUGUAUGCUGGAUCAGAGGUGGAGACCAUUGAAAUGAAACAAUUCAAAGAGAGGCCAAACACUUUAAUGGAACACAUUAUAUAUUUCUUCUUGAGGACAUGCCCAUCCAUUUUCUUAAUGAGGAGAUCCAUUCUGCCCAGCAGCGAAUUUUAUGUCAGAUGGGAGUUUUUCCGGAGCAUGUUAGCUGUCACCGUCAGCAUCAUUUCCUCGUUGCUUUUUACAUUUCUACACUUCAGAAUGGAGCUGUGGAUUGUUUGUUACAUACUUGGAUUGUUUUGUUGGGUGGACAUCUAUCUCCGCAUGCAUUUUGCUUUCUAUGAAGGCAAUGAUCUCAAAGUUGACACUGUGGAAACAGCAUAUCAUUAUAUCAAAACCGGGUUCCUUAUGGAUUUCAUAACCUGCUUUCCUUGGGAACUUGUGGGUUGGAUUAUGAUUUCACCAUUUAGUGAGAAUGGAUUUUAUGGCAGUAAUGAAGCACUGCAUCUUUAUGCAUGCUUAAGGAUUCCACAUAUUUUUCAGUUAUAUCGCAUUCUCUUUGUAUUUUCAUUCUUGCAGGCUAACAUUGCGUCAGAAACAAACAUCAUUUGUUUUUUGAAGUUGUUCUUAUAUUUUACUCUUUUUGUGCACUUCAGCACUUGUAUUGUCUUUGCAAGUGCAUGCCCUUUAGCAGACUUUUAUGGAAACACGAGUGAUUAUUUAUUACCAGUGAUAAAGCACAACUGUACACCAUUGUCCUGGGUGACACACUUGGACACCUCAUUUGAUGUUGAUUUUGAUACUGUUACUUUCCAGCAGCUGUAUUUAAUGAGCUUGUACUUUGUCACUGCAACAGUAUGUAGUGUUGGAUUUGGGGACAUCCAUCCAUACAUAACUUCAUCGAAAGUUAUCAUGGUUUUCAUCAUGAUUUCUGGGACACUGUUUUGUGGCUGGCUAUCAGGCACUAUUACUGCUUUGCUGGCGAACACAGAUGCUAUGAGAGCUGCUUAUACAGAGAGAACUGAGAGCAUGAAACUAUUCUUGAAGAGCCACAAAAUAACUGGGCCUUUAUAUGACAGAGUAAUUGGAUUUUAUACAUUCCGAUGGAUGCGCACAAAAGGAUUUGAUCAGGAUAAACUGUCUGAGUAUUUGCCCUCUUCACUAGUCAGUGAUAUUUCAACAGUUCUUUAUUCUGAUUUUAUAGCAAAGGUGUUUGGUCUUAAUAUCCAUAGGAAGUCUGAGACAUGUCAUUUGUCUCCUGUGGCGAUCACCAAAGCAGGGAAACUCAAUGGGCCAUUUUUUGAGAAGAUCUUAACAAAGGAGUCUCUGGAGCAAUUAAAAAAUGAUGGAUGCUUCAUUCGCUUAUUAGCCAGAAGUAUUUCGCAAUGCCUGUACAGAGCCGGUGAUCUCAUAUUUAUGAAAGAUGACAUUGCAUCAGAGAUGUAUUUCAUCGAUAAGGGAGAGGUGGCGGUUUUAUCAAAUAAUGAAUCAGCAGUUCUUUUCAAACUAAACCCUGGACAGUAUUUUGGUGAGAGAAGUUUCCUGUUGGGAGAACCAAGACCUACCACAGUAAGGGCUGAGACAAACUGUGACUUGUAUGUGUUAUCAAAGGCAAGCCUUGAUGAGAUAUUGAAGCAUUAUCCUAACAUUUACGAGGAAGUGAAAAGCACAGCUGAAACGAUAAAACAACUGUUACCAAAAGAAGAUCAUCCGAGAAAGAAAUUUACAAAGCCUGAUUCUGCAGCAGAGACUUUACUUCGAGCUGGAUGUGCAAAACUCUAUAGGGAUAAAAUGGCUGAAGAGGAGCACAGAGCUAAACUCCGUUCACAUCCUUUGGUCAUAAGACUGUGCACAUCAAUCUCAUCAAUGCUCAUCCGAUUUUUCCUGAAGAUUUUCAACAACAUGAGAAGUGUUCACAACAAAACCAUUGUUCCUGAGAGCAGUUUUCGAGUGGUCUAUCAGUACACAUCCUGUCUGCUGAUCACAAUUCUUUUCUGGGCAAUAACAUUCAUGCCUGCUGUGUUUGAUGUUAACUGGUAUCUGUUAUUGCUCACACGAAUUGUUGAGUUCCUUCAGAUAUGUGAGGUCUUCCUGAAGUUUCACUUUUCUUAUUAUGAUAACAAAGGAACAUGUAUUUCAGAUUACAGAUCAGCGUCCCGUAACUACAUGAAGAGAAAAUUGGGAUAUGUCUUUGAUAUGGUCUGUUCAUUUCCAUAUGGCCUUCUAGUUAUGCACCAUAUGAAAAAGGAGCCCGCAGAUUUCCUGCCUAUGAUUAUUUAUGUCCGGAUUGGUCACUUGCCACGCAUUAUUUCACUAUUAGUGUUUAUGUGGAAAGAAGAACAAUCAAUAACAUCCAAUGUUCUGUACAUUAGGAUGAUCAAGUACUUCGUACACUCAAUCCUUUUUGUCCACUGUGCGACAGUGCUCUGCAUUUCAUUUGUUGAAAGUCAUGGAGUAAUGUCAUGGAUUACCAAAACAGAGAUCUAUGACUUCACUGAAAUGUAUAGAUAUGCUACGUACUGGUUAUUACAAAUUUACACAACAACAGGAUAUGGUGAUAUAAAGGCAACAAACCUUGGAGAAGUGAUGGCAUGUGUUUUGCUAAUGAUUCUGUCUAAAAUUCAAGUGAUUUAUAAAAUUGGACUUCUCAUCGCUACACAAACAAACAAGAUAACACAGCAGGAAGCCUUUGAGGAAAAACUGCAGACUAUUCAGGGGUACAUGAUGCAUGAGAGAAUCCCAUCUACAUUACAAAAUCGGGUGACGAGGUUCUACAGUUAUCAGUGGAAUCGCACCAGAGGGACAUGCGCAGAGGUUUUAUUCAAAGGCAUCCCUCGCUCUUUGAAAAUUGAGAUUGUGUCAAGAAUCUGCAUACAGCAUUUCAAGAGGCAUCAGUUUUUCUCCCACUUUACUGAACCUGUCCUGAGGGAACUUUCCACGAAAAUUCACUUCCGAUGUUUCCCUGCUGGGGAAUAUAUUUACAGAAAGGGAGACAUUUGCACUGGAAUGUAUGUGAUAAUAAUUGGCAAGGUUAAUCUGUGCCUGGACACAAAGGGUAAAAAUGCUUUUCAGCGUCUCUCUGCUGGAGCAGCUUUUGGUGAUCACGCUGUACUGGAAUCUACACACCGUGAGACUGCUGUAGCCGCAAACUAUGUGGAUAUUGCCAUACUCUCCAAAGACUCUUUGGACAAGCUGCGUCUCUUAUAUCCAGCUGCUGUGAGCCAUGUGCUAAAGAAAGCAUCUGAUAUUCUACAGCUGUAGUAUACUUGUAACGCUUCUUUACUGUGACUGAUAGUAGUUAGUUGAUCAAAUAGAUAGCUGUGUGGUAGGUAUAAGUGCGACUGCAAGUUCAUAUUAUUUUAGGAUAUUUUGUUUAUCUGCUAUGGUAGAUUUUGUAAUGUAAUGUUAAUGUAUAGAGUGAUGCUGCUGAUAAAAGCAAUAGUUGUUAAUUUGUCAUGUUCUAUUUGACUAAAUAACAAAAUUUCCACAUAAAAUAAAAAUCUUCAAAAUUA